AUGAACUCCCCUGCUACAGUUAGAUUCAAUGACCCUCCGGUCACUGAAUAUAACUCAAUGGAUGUGGAUGAAUCAACUGUGUCCCAGAUGUCAACAGAUCAAUUAUAUCUUGGGCCAGCUGAUGACCCAGAAUCAUGUUCUGUGUCAUCCAAUGGUCCAGAAGUCUUUUCUCCAAUUUCCGAUCCAUCACCUCUGGCCCAACCUUAUCACCCGGAUGUACCCAUCCACCCAGACCUGUACCUUGGGCCUGAUAAAGAUUUUAUGCCAGAAUUCCCUGAUAAAUCUCUUCCGGCCCAACCUAAUCAACUGGGUUUCCCCAUUCACCCAGACAUAUACUUAGGGCCUGAAGAUGAUCUGAUCGACUGUGGGGUGAAGCAGGAGUGUGCUGAUUCGGAUAGUGAGGUCUCAGGUGCGCCAGUAGUAUCCAGGGCAUCGAUUGUAAAAUCUCCUGAACGUGAUUUGCCACACCCAGAUGUCACCUAUGAAGAAUUGCUUGCCAUGGUCCAGGAGUUCCAGCCAUUCGAGUCUUACAAUCACACAGGCAUUCAAUCCAUUCAAGAUUGGGUCCGGGAUUACAAACAGCGACACGGACAUAUUCCCGACCCAUCCAUCCAACAACUACUUGAGGCUGAGAGACCAUUCUGA
Messenger RNA from Suillus bovinus, 645 nucleotides. RefSeq lists its product as uncharacterized. The coding region runs from base 1 to 645 and encodes 214 amino acids. Lineage: Eukaryota; Fungi; Basidiomycota; Agaricomycetes; Boletales; Suillaceae. The transcript has 6 exons. The record is from RefSeq and is a predicted model, not a curated record.